AUGCCGGACAACUUCGCCUUCUGGCUCCGAAGCCGUCCUGGAAUCGGUCUGAUCGCACAGUUCCUUCCGGAAGGAUGGGAGUUUACCUUCCAGUUCGUGGUGGUCGAAACACUCAUCUGCUUCAGAUAUAUGAGAGUUGGUCGCAGACUGAGUGGUGUCGUUCUGCACUACAGACAGACAUUGACUUUCACUUGGCACCCGGUCUACGGUGGACUGCUGAGCUAUACGACAGAACUGAUCGUCUGCUUCCUGACGCCCACCGUAGCGGCGAUUGUGCCUACGGACGAGCACUUCUACGUCUUCGGUCCUCAUGUGUACGAGUAG
This is a messenger RNA of Cladophialophora yegresii CBS 114405, 324 nucleotides long. RefSeq lists its product as uncharacterized. NCBI's taxonomy places the organism in Eukaryota, Fungi, Ascomycota, Eurotiomycetes, Chaetothyriales, Herpotrichiellaceae. Bases 1 to 324 code for a protein of 107 amino acids. The transcript has a single exon. The record is from RefSeq and is a predicted model, not a curated record.